This is a messenger RNA of Camelina sativa (false flax), 546 nucleotides long. RefSeq lists its product as uncharacterized. Lineage: Eukaryota; Viridiplantae; Streptophyta; Magnoliopsida; Brassicales; Brassicaceae. The record is from RefSeq and is a predicted model, not a curated record.
GAAGACCAAUUUAAUAAAGAGAGUGAAAUGAUUCGCUUGAGUCUCUAUAUAAACAUCACAAUCCAACUCUCCAUAAUCUUCCACUUCUACUUGUACUCAUAUUCCAUACAUCAUAUCCCUAUAACAUCAACAAACAUUUCAUCGCUUUGAUCAACUUUUUUUAACCAACGAUGAUUCCGAUAUGCGUGCAGUGCGGAACUGGCGGAAACCCUUGUAGAUGCAAAGUGGUAGGACCGACGUUAGGGCUCGUGGCGUUUGUAGCAGCUGGAAUAGUGGAAUGGCCUGUCGGAGCAUUGGUUUAUAUCUUUAAACACGCAAAGGGUCGCCGCAUUAUGGGUCAUCCGGCCACCCAUGUUUACCCCAAAGUCUCUCGUUCCAUUCCCAUAUGAUUAUGAUGACUUCAUGAUCUCACUUUAUGACUUUUGAGUAAUUUACUAUAUUAUAUGUUUCUAAAUCAUAUUGUAUCUUAUCUAUCUUUUUUUCCAAGUAAUGUACGUGUAAAAGUUAAUAAAUCUCCGCUUUCAAUUUUUGAAAGUCGUUGUUCAA